Messenger RNA from Durio zibethinus, 2079 nucleotides. RefSeq names its product putative isoaspartyl peptidase/L-asparaginase 2. NCBI's taxonomy places the organism in Eukaryota, Viridiplantae, Streptophyta, Magnoliopsida, Malvales, Malvaceae. The record is from RefSeq and is a predicted model, not a curated record. Gene Ontology annotation, molecular function: hydrolase activity.
UCGGAAAACAAGUGGGAGAUAGGUAGAAAAGGAACUGAAAAAGAGAUAGAUUCCUUCCUUGAUUCUACCGAUAUUUAAAACUGAGAUUACAAUCUAAUUCAGAGGGUUUUCAAGUCCGUAAGAGUUUAUAAAAUGAGUCCCAAUGGUUUAGUUUUUUAUGUAGCACCAAACAGGCUGAGGGGAAAGCGAGAGGCAGAGCCAGAGUUAAAAGAGGCAGAGAGAGGAAAAUGGGAGCCUGGGCAAUCGCAGUGCAUGGUGGCGCUGGUGUGGACCCAAAUCUCCCUAAAGAAAGACAAGAGGAGGCCAAGAGGCUUCUCACUCGAUGCCUUGAUAUCGGCAUCUUUGCUCUCCGCUCUAACCUCCCCGCCAUUGACGUCGUUGAACUUGUCGUGAGAGAAUUGGAAACAGAUCCUCUAUUUAACUCUGGGCGUGGAUCUGCCCUUACGGAGAAUGGAACCGUGGAAAUGGAAGCCAGCAUUAUGGACGGGCCAAAGAGGAGAUGCGGGGCCGUUUCUGGCUUAACCACGGUUAAGAACCCUGUCUCCCUUGCCCGACUUGUGAUGGACAAAUCACCACAUUCGUAUCUGGCCUUUUCGGGUGCCGAAGAGUUUGCCAGGAAACAGGGCGUGGAGGUGGUGAACAACGAAUACUUUAUUACAGAAGAUAAUGUGGGGAUGCUUAAGUUGGCAAAAGAGGCAAACUCAAUCCUGUUUGAUUACCGUAUCCCAACGAUUGGCACCUGCGGUGCCGGCGCAGCUAUGGACAGUCCUUUGCAGAUGAACGGGCUCCCAAUCAGCGUCUACGCCCCAGAGACAGUUGGGUGCGUGGUGGUUGACAAGGAGGGUCGAUGCGCUGCAGCCACCUCAACUGGUGGGCUCAUGAACAAGAUGACAGGAAGGAUUGGUGACUCGCCCCUUAUAGGUGCGGGAACCUACGCAUCUGACUUGUGCGGGGUGUCAUGCACUGGGGAAGGAGAAGCAAUCAUCCGGAGCACCCUGGCGAGAGAAGUAGCUGCAGUGAUGGAAUACAAAGGGUUGAAUCUGCAUGAGGCAGUGGAUUAUGUGAUAAAGAAUAGGUUGGAUGAAGGCAAAGCUGGGCUGAUUGCUGUGUCAAAGAAUGGUGAGGUGGCGUGUGGGUUUAACACCACUGGGAUGUUUAGGGGUUGCGCCACUGAGGAUGGGUUCAUGGAGGUUGGUGUCUGGUAAAUGUUUUCGGGUUGCACUACAAUUUGGUUGUAGCAGCCCUAGAGGGCUUUACUUUCGGUGAUUUUACUCGUGCUUCACAAUAUCUCUUGUUUGGUCAUAAUUAAUUGAAGCACUCUGUAAUUGAAAUGCCCGAAUAAUAUAUUAGGAUCUUCAAUCUUGAGACUGUAAUUUGCUAGUAUCAAUGAGUCAUGACAAGUUGAUACUUUUUAGAUGUUCAUCUUGCUUUCAAAAAUGUAUCUAUGAUGUAUCUUAGAUGUUCUCUCUCUGCUGUGACUCCAAUGAAAACAGCCAUUAAGAAAUACCCACUGCCUUCAAUUGGCAGUGCCUUAUGUGAUUAUUCGAUAUAUUGAAACUUAUUUAUCAACAUCAAAUGGCAUGCAGAAUUUAUGGCCCAAGUGGAAAUACGUUGUCACUUAUUUGUUGCUGCUGUGACCACGGCCUGAAAUGGCAAUCCUCGGCAGACUGAAAGCCUUUCGCUACUGCAUCAGCUGCACCAGCCAGAAGGCCUAGAACACCACCUGGGUUUCCAGAAUUGCGCCCAUCAGGAGUCAAGUGAGCCACUCCCACGUUCUUCAUCCUGGGUUCUUUGUUUUCCCCUUGUGGUGAUUGUAUAUCUACAGAAUCCACUUUGGUUUCUAUUGCUCCUUGUUCAUUUAUCCUUUCAGUUCCCUGCUAAAAUAUUAUGUUGAGAGCCUUAGUAUUAACCAAUAGAAGGUAAGAUUUAAAGGAAACAAAGAAGAGAAUUUAAUGUUACGGAUUUAAGGAAGAAUUAUAAAUUUUACAUUGAACAUAAUAAAUGGAUCAUUAGAGUAUAAAAAGGUUUACAUAAUCUUUUUAUUGCGAAGUAUCUUUUGUAGAAUAAAAUCGUGAGGUA